Molecule: messenger RNA, 2841 nt
Organism: Funneliformis mosseae
Lineage: Eukaryota; Fungi; Glomeromycota; Glomeromycetes; Glomerales; Glomeraceae
Source: the annotation of a GenBank genome assembly
AUGAAUUUAAAUCAUAUAUUUCUUUUAACAUUUUUAUCAAUCAUCUUCUUUACAUCACUUCCCAUAAAUUCACAAUCUAAUGUUAUAACAUAUCAUGAGACACCAACUGGAAAUGGUAAUCCACCUCGCGUAACUACGAUUGAUAAACUUGAUGAUGGCUCGUUAAUUCUUCGUAUAAUUCGUAGAAAUUCAUCAGCUUCAUCUGAAGGAAAGAUUUGCGUAGAUAAAUACUUGUCACUUCGUACGAUUUCAUCUGAUGGACAAGUUACGGAAAUUGACAUGACGUUGGAUAUACAAGAUUUUAACUUUUGUUACUUGCAAAUAAACGGAGUCGCGAAGACUCCUAUUAAAAUUUAUCCUGUUACAAGUAAACUCUUGUUGAUAACUUACACGGAAGCUGAAGAUCUACAUAAUGUUUUUACUUAUAAUGAAUGGGUGAUGCUUGUUGGUUUAGAUCGAACCAUUUAUGGUAAAGCUUUACUGGGACCUGCUUUUGUUGACCCUGCUACAAACUCAUGGUGGCCAAAUCAAGCUUCAAUUACCAUAAAUGUUGAUCAUAAUAAGGGUUUCCUCCGUGUAGGAACCGCGACAAAUACCUCUAAUAUUAUCUGUCAGCAAUUCAUAAUAACUGAAAAUAAGGAAAUUCAAAAGCUUGCAGAAGAUGAUAUAAGUUUUGAUAACAUGUCGCAUCAAGUUAAAGCCAUCGCGACCAUUGACGGAGGAUACGCGGUUGUUUUUGCCAAUUCAACGGAUAUCUAUCAGGAGGAUCCUUUUCUUCCUCAGGGAGCGAUUUAUGCCCUAUUCCUAACAUAUGGUCAACCGACUAAUCGAAAACCAGCUAUUCUCUUUCAAACUCAAAUUCCCGGAGUAAGGUUUACAUCGCUUGAUUGUGAUAUUGCCUACUUGGGAAUGGGACAAACUUGUGUGUUGACCGUAAAAAAUAAUCUCAAUACGACGUCUUAUGUUAAAGUUGAGUUUCUUACAUCAGGAACCUCAUAUAAUGGUAAAUCAUUAAAUGGACCCAUUCCAACGAUUCCAGGAAUUGAUGAAUAUUAUGUUAGAUCUUUACGAUACGGGGGUUUUUUAUUAACUGGAUUAAAAAAAAAUGAAGACAAUGAUGCAAUUAUGUAUGGUUAUAUAAUUAAUAACGGUGAAGUUUAUUCCUGGAACCUUCAAAAUCCUACCAUUACAAACGUAUUUGGUUCUUCUAAAGUUUUACCAAAUAAUACUCUUGUGCUUGCUCAAAAGGAGCAAGACCAAAGUUGGACUUUGAUCACGACCGAUUUGUAUCAAUUUGCUGGGGAAAAAGAUCAUGGAUAUACCAAUUUCCAUAUAAACACCACGUCACCGGCGAUUAAUGAAACGAUCUCAGUUGAGACGGAUUCACUUACAAUCAAAUAUUUUGAUCAAAUAGAUUUAUCAAUUGGAAACAUUACUAUUUUUCAAAUCGAUGAUUCUGGUCGUGAAAUUAUACGUCAAUUCACAUCUGGAUUCAACGAACGUGUAAGCCUUGAUGCAGAUGGAAUUACAGUUUAUGUCAAAAUAAUUAAAAGCACAUUCAAUCAUCCUACGGGAAAAUAUUUUGUUACAAUUGAUAAUAACUUUGUAAAGAGUCGAACAUACCAAGAACCUCUAUAUGGUAUACGUGAUCGCGUUUGGUCAUUUACAACACUACCGAACGAAGAAAAGAAUUCAGUUAAAGCUACAGGAAUGGUUCGAUUAACCACAGAUGGGACUAAUUAUUUUGAUAAACUUGAUAAUGCGGAUCGCGAUGAUUUUUACAAGAAGUUAAGGCAAGAAAUAGCAUAUGCGAUUCCCAUUAGCCCUGAUCGCAUAACUACCAAUGGUAGAGUUGAAACCGACACCACAGUCUCCCCGAAGCAAAUCAUUUUAUCUAUUAAUAUUGAAAGAGAAAAAAAUAAGCAAGCAAUAACCGUUAAUUCGGCCAAAAAUGAUUUAGAUACUUUGAUUAAGAAUAAAUAUAUCACUUUGAUUUCAUCUGGCAAAUAUACAAAGUAUUUAGAUCAAGAAUUUGGAUACAAAACCUCUUCCAACUUUUUUAUGGAUUAUGGUCUAUAUUUUUUUGCAGUAUUUGCGGCCAUGUGUGUAUUUGUUAUAAUUUACAUGUGGGCUAAACGCAAAAAUAAUGAGGGGAGGAACAUUGUAAUUUUACAAUUUGGUAUUAUCAUGUUUGAUUUUCUUAUGGAUAUUCUUUUUGUUAGUACAAACGCUCGUGCCAUUGAUAGACUAUUCAUUCCAAGUAUUGUAAUUGUGAUAGUUCCAUUUAUUACAAGUUUAGGAUUGGCAUUUACAAUUAUAACACGAGAAAAUCUUACCGAAGAAUUUUCCAAAUGGUCAAAAAAUAACACAAAAGUUGUAGCAAUCUUCACAUUAUUAGCGGGAGCCGAUAUCGAAAUUUUAAAUGUACUUGAAUCAAAAUUUGCGGGUUACGAAAUUUUUAACGCAAAGUUUUCUAAUUCGGCAUCAAAUAUAAUAUUUUGGGGAGCUUGCCUUAAUAUUUUUAUUGAAGAUAUCCCUCAAGUAGUCGUUCAGAUUAUUUAUAACUUUGAUGUAGUUCAUUAUAAUAUUAUACCUUUAUUAACACUUUUGUCAUCAUGUCUAAACUUAACAGUUAAUAUUAUUGGAAGAGUAUAUAAUGCUUUACAUAAAUUCAGAGAUCAAAAGGAGGAAAUAACUUCCGGUCGUAGUACUUUAAUUGGUAUGGAUGAAAAAAGUUUCGGUGGAUUAAAAGACAAAAGUAUUUUUGAGACUGCAUCUUCAAACUCAUCAAAGCCAAACCUCGUAUUUUUAGAAGGAAGGGAAAAAAAUCCUUAUUAUUAA